Molecule: messenger RNA, 492 nt
Organism: Serpula lacrymans var. lacrymans S7.9
Lineage: Eukaryota; Fungi; Basidiomycota; Agaricomycetes; Boletales; Serpulaceae
Exons: 3
Coding region: 1-492 (163 amino acids)
Source: RefSeq, a predicted model, not a curated record
AUGCCAGAGCAAAGAUUCAAUGGCAUCCUGGACGAGCUCUCGCUUGCCAGGUUCCUUACCAUUAACCAGCUUCUCAUUUUACCGGUUGAAGCUCUGAGAACAGUGGGGGACAUGGUUUUCAGAUUGAAAGGUGAGGGGAAUGAAAUGGCCAUCAAUCUUGACGAGGUUGAAAGCGAGGCCAGAGAUGAUAUUGAGAUCAAAUAUGAGGACAGUGCUGAGGUAAUUGAGAUAGAAGACGAGGUUUCCGGUUGGGGAGAAUAUGAGGAUGAGCCCAAAGACUUCAAGGAGCUUUUCAAUUUACGACAUGCUCAAGCUCGUAAUGUUAUUGGGCACAUCUUUGUGGUGGUCAAGAGACACUUUCAACUAAUGGUUGCAGCUCCAGAGUAUGCUUUGGAGGUACAAGCCAAGCUUAUUCCUGCACUUUGCGUUCUUCACAACUUCAUACAACUUCAUGAUCCUGAUGAUAGUAACAAUGAAGAAGGGACAGCAUAG